AUGAAAUCCCAGGAUGAAGUAAUGACUUCAACUCCAUUAAAUGCAUGUCACAUGGACUGGCUCUCUACUUGGUUAUCUCCUCAAGAGCAGAAGCAGCAGCAGCAAGAAACCUAUCGCCAUGGCCUUGAUCAAUAUGAAGAAGACGGUGACUGGAUUCAAGUAUCCCCAGUGCCCAAAGAACCACAGCAAUUACAGCCUGUCCCGAAAGAGGCCAUCCUAGAUGACAUUCCAAAGGACCCAAUUUCAAUUAAAAGCCCAGGUCCUGAACCCUCAAAUAAAAAAGAAACCUCGUCAGAGAACAAUGAUUCAUCUUCUUCGGCCAAGCAUCUCUCAAGACAAGAACGGCGCUAUCAAGCCCGCAUGGCACUCAAGGAAAAGAAACUUCAAACCCGGCCCACACCCUGCCGACCCAAUGCCACAGUCAAUCACUGUCUAUCCUCCACCAGGACUAUGUCCAUCGAGUGUUAAAUAAUCUACUUCUUACACAAAAACAAACAAACAUAUAUACACUCAUAAAGGAUGAAUAAAUAUAGUUUCUUCCCUUUUUUCUUU
Messenger RNA from Phycomyces blakesleeanus NRRL 1555(-), 552 nucleotides. RefSeq lists its product as hypothetical. The transcript has 2 exons. NCBI's taxonomy places the organism in Eukaryota, Fungi, Mucoromycota, Mucoromycetes, Mucorales, Phycomycetaceae. The record is from RefSeq and is a predicted model, not a curated record. Bases 1 to 468 code for a protein of 155 amino acids.